UUGUCAACGUUGCGAAAGUUGUACCGUUACCUCCGACAUAUGGAGAUUAAUUAGAGUAGAACAGCGAACGGUCGUGCGUUUACGUUUUGCGGUCCCUCAAGUAGUAGCUACAUUUGUGCGGUCGGCCCAAUGAGCGGCUUAGUUAUCAAACAAGGAUACCUUGUCAAGUCUCCGUCCGAUCCACGCAGUUCUGUCAAGAGCUGGCGAAAGCGGUGGGUUGUGCUUUACGAGUCUCACCUUCUCAAAUACUUCAAAGACGAGACGACUUUCGUGAGGAAUGGCAGUCAGAAAGGCGACAUUAAUCUCAACGAUUGCAUUGAGAUCGAUCACAACGUUCAGAUCAGGCGAGCGCGCGAGUACAUGUUUCUCAUCAAAACAAACGCGAGGAAUUACUAUUUUAUUGCGGAGUCGGCGAGCGAGAUGAAAUCUUGGGUGGAUGCAGUGGCUAGGUUAAGCGGUUUGACUCCUUCUUCGCAGCAAGCGGCCGGUCGUGUCUCAUCUGCGCAUACUCUAGGAACGGUAACUGCUACAGAUCAGUUGCCUGACACAAACAGCAGACCACCAACGAAAAGGAGAUCACUGACUGAGCCAAAUGACAGUAGUGGAUACUUCCUUGUUGGUCAAGUGCAACCAGUACAGGAGCAGACAAAUCUUGAUGUAUCACAGCCAGUGUCUGUCCCAUCAGCUAAGCCAGAUUUUUUGUAUCCUCAUGCCGGUCAAUCUUAUGACAGAGUGCCAACUCCAGUUGCUGGUCAAUAUUAUGACAGAGUGCCAACUCCAGGUGCUGGUCAAUCUUAUGACAGAGUGCCAACUCCAGGUGCUGGUCAAUCUUAUGACAGGGUGCCAACUCCAGUUGCUCCAUGGCAGACAGCACCCGGUCGUGAUUACAAGACUUUGGAUUCUACAUCGUUGCAAAGCCAGUCCGGCUGGUCUCGUGACACCUUGACGGCUACUAAUACUCACGAUUCUUCAUACAAUGUUGUCUCUCAUCCUCACGUUGUUCAAGAGCAUACAUCUGCGUCGACGUUGCCAAAGGUGAAUAGACUUGGAGUAUUAAAUGAUCGUUCUCGAUAUGCUAAGCGCUAUGAUCAUCCACCUGGAUCAUCAGCUACCGAAAUCUACUCCGUGCCUCCAUUUGCUGGAAAUGAACUAUACAUGACACCACGUAAGAAUCCUACAAUGACACCACCUGGAGUUAUCCCACCUCACAUAGAUCGAAAUAACAAACCAGGAGGAUCACCACCUGGGCCAGACAUUGAUCGAUCACUGAAACCAGGUAGUCGGCCAGUGCGACCUCUAUCAGCUGACGGUUUGAGAGAAUACGGUGUUUCAGGUACUCGAGAAAGACAAAGAAAAAUUCAAUAUGCACAAAUAGACCUUGUUCAGAGUCCUACUUUGGCAACGGGGCCACAACAGGGAAAAACACAGUACUGCCAGAUUGACUUAAUGGCAACUAUGAGACAUCGUCAUGCAUCUGAUGAUGGCGGUCAACGAUUUCAGUACCAACAUGAAUCACAUCUUGAUGAGUUUGUUGAUGAUGAACGAGGACAUCAUACAGACCCAUACAUCGACAUGCAUGACAUGAUUCCUCCUGAUGUAGGUGGUGUUGAGGAGUACAUACCUAUGAAAAAUGGUGUUCAUGGUGAUUACUAUACAUAUAUGCGAAACCAGGAUUUGGAUCCAAAUGAGCUAUAUCUUGCUGUCGGAAAUGAUGGCAGUUAUUUUCCAGAGGACCCUUAUGGAGUGAUGGUGCCAACUGGACAAAAUGGGAUGCCAUCAAAUCACAUCAAUCCACAGUCAAUUCGAACAUACUACGAAGUUUAGCUGUUUCUCUUCAGUGCGAAAGUGAUGAAGCGAAAGUAUGACUUUCUACCAGUGUACAGACGUUUUCUAUCAGGAUGUAGCAGUUAGUGUUUGGAGAUGUCGAUUAAUUAAAUUGUCACGUGUUGUUAUGUGAGGGUAACUUACUGCCAGGAUUGUUGCAGAUGUUUUCUGCAUUUUUAGUCAGUAGACUGUUAUAUUGUACAGUAUCAGCAGUGACAUUGGCAACUUAAGAAAUUGGCUAUUUACAA
This is a messenger RNA of Corticium candelabrum, 2072 nucleotides long. RefSeq lists its product as uncharacterized. NCBI's taxonomy places the organism in Eukaryota, Metazoa, Porifera, Homoscleromorpha, Homosclerophorida, Plakinidae. The record is from RefSeq and is a predicted model, not a curated record. Gene Ontology annotation, biological process: signal transduction. Gene Ontology annotation, cellular component: cytoplasm. Gene Ontology annotation, molecular function: signaling adaptor activity. The transcript has 4 exons. The coding region runs from base 130 to 1824 and encodes 564 amino acids.